Messenger RNA from Salpingoeca rosetta, 1186 nucleotides. RefSeq lists its product as uncharacterized. The record is from RefSeq and is a predicted model, not a curated record. Lineage: Eukaryota; Choanoflagellata; Craspedida; Salpingoecidae. Gene Ontology annotation, biological process: tRNA modification; mRNA pseudouridine synthesis. Gene Ontology annotation, molecular function: RNA binding; pseudouridine synthase activity. The transcript has 6 exons. Bases 126 to 899 code for a protein of 257 amino acids. Gene Ontology annotation, cellular component: mitochondrion.
CCGGAACAAAGCCACAAUCGCGCCCUUGCUCGCUCGCAACCCUUGCUUGCGGGUGUCAUGUGCGUGAUCAGCACAAGGACCACGUUGAAGGAGGUGGUUGGCUCUGUCUGUGAGCGUGUGCAAGGAUGAUGAUGCACGGGGUGUGCGCCGUGUACAAGCCACGUGGCAUGACAUCUGCCAAAACAGUGGCCAUCAUCAAACGAAUCCUCCGCACGCACCAGAAAGAAGCACUGGCAGCAGCACAGCAGCCACCAAACGCCGAGAACGAGCACACCUCUGCGCCACCAAAGCGGCUGAAGGUCGGGCACGGCGGAACUUUGGAUCGGCUCGCAGAAGGCGUGCUUGUGAUUGGUGUUGGGCAUGGAUGCAAGCAUCUCAAGCACUUUCUCGGUGGAACGAAAGAGUACGUGGUGACGGCUGAAUUGGGCAAGGAGACAGACACAUACGACAUGGACGGCGCCGUGACAGCCCGGUCCCCGUUCCAGCACAUCUCCCUCGCGCAGACGUUGAGCGCAUUGCAUCAGUUCCGUGGACAGUUCAUGCAGACACCACCGCUGUUCUCCGCCCUCAAAAUCCACGGAAAGCGAUUGUCAGACUACACGCGCGCUGGCGUGCAUGUGGAGCCACGCGCAAGGCUCGUGCACGUCACACAGCUUGACUUGUGCUAUUUUGCUCCGCCAGAGGUGACGCUGCAUAUCGCUUGCAAGUCCGGUCUCUACGUGCGCAGCCUCGUCCAUGAUCUUGGAACAGCCCUCGACAGCCACGCGAGCGUGACCACGCUCAUCAGGACGCGCGUAAACAACUUUGGUCUCUUGGAUGCACUUCAGCCCGACAACUGGACGCCGCAGCACUUUGAACGUGCCUUCAGGCGUUAUCCACUUUCAUUUGCCAAAGACUAGGACAGCACGCACACACACACACACACACACACACACACACACACACACACACACACACACACACACACACACAACUGUUUUGACAAGUCUUCCCACUCCUCUGUCACUCCUUCGACGCACAUGAGAUGCAAUGGACCGUAAUUUUCUUGCCACAUGCAUGAUCAGACACCCACAUCCUGCUGCGGUGUGCUCAACACCAGCAUGAUGCACGUGCUUAUCGGUAUUUAAGGCGCUCACGUCAACCACCAUCAUACCGGCAUCAACCCAAAGUACAAGAGUCAAUCAAC